AUGACCCAAGCUGUAUGGCGGUCGCCCAUGUUACCACUUCUCCCUAGUUCAGCCGUAACAGAUAAGACAGAUGAUACUGCACACCCAGUUGGUAGUGGAGCGCGAUUCAAAGUCGACCUUCUACGAUAUUUCAGUGCGUACGGAAAGCGACUGGAUAGUCUGACAAAACAACUUCGGGACUACGACUUUUCUUCUAUCAAGGCAGCAUUUAUCGGUAGUGUACCAUCACGCCAGAAGCCUAUUGCCACAAAACCGGCUCAGCAAACAUCAUUUGGCUGGCUCGGUCUCGAAGAGAUUCUGUCCAAUGUACCGAUCACAGCGAACGCAAAGAAAGCGUCAGCACCACACAUUGUCAUGCAGGUUUCGUCAAUAGCGACUCUAGGUGCAGCUCCAACCUGGCUCAACAAGUUCCAAUCGGUCCUUUGCCGUUCAGCUGCUGGCCAGUUGGAAGAAGCCCCGGCAGCAUCCAGUUCGAAACCUCCCAAGUUAUUCUCCAAGGGAGGCAUGUCGAGUGCAAAGCAAGACAAGCCACUAUCUCCAAAGUUCAAUAUCAUCUUCCCAACAUCCGACGAGGUCCGAACUUCACUAGAUGGCUACGACUCUGGCAGUUCAAUCCACAUGAAACUGCUAUCCAUACAACAGCAAAAGCAACUCGAAUACCUGCAUCCUCUAUUUUGUCACUGGAAAGCAACACCAGACAGCAAUUCAAAAGGACAGGCUAUGCGUGGCCCUGCAGCACCGCACAUCAAAACCUACAUCCGCUACAGCGAUGAGAAGCACAAGACAAUCGACUGGGCAAUGGUUACUUCGGCCAACUUGAGCAAGCAAGCCUGGGGCGACGUCGUGAACAAGAAAGACGAGACGUGGAUCCAGAGCUGGGAAGCGGGUGUUGUGGUCUGGCCGGAACUGUUCGCUGAGAGCAAGGAGGCGAUUAUGGUGCCGGUGUUUGGAAAGGAUAUGCCUGGCACGGAAGAUGUGUCGAGUCAAGAUGUGAACAAAGGCGCGGAUGAAGGGCAGGCUGGCAAGACAGUCAUCGGCUUCCGCAUGCCGUACGACCUGCCCUUGACACCCUACACAGCAAAGGAGAAGCCAUGGUGCGCACAGAUGCCAUCGGCUGAGCCAGAUUGGAUGGGUCGAGCAUGGCCCGGGUAUUAG
This is a messenger RNA of Parastagonospora nodorum SN15, 1155 nucleotides long. RefSeq lists its product as hypothetical. Gene Ontology annotation, cellular component: nucleus. Gene Ontology annotation, molecular function: 3'-tyrosyl-DNA phosphodiesterase activity; single-stranded DNA binding; double-stranded DNA binding. The coding region runs from base 1 to 1155 and encodes 384 amino acids. Lineage: Eukaryota; Fungi; Ascomycota; Dothideomycetes; Pleosporales; Phaeosphaeriaceae. Gene Ontology annotation, biological process: single strand break repair; double-strand break repair. The record is from RefSeq and is a predicted model, not a curated record. The transcript has a single exon.